GGGACUCGGAUCGAUAUCGCCAGUCGACAGCAUUGAAGUUGACAUCCUCAGCCUUAGGCAUUACCAUUGACCUGAAUGUCUUCGAUGCACCGCUUCUGAUGGAUGGUUGAUUGUGAGAUACAGAAACAUGGCCAAGAAUAAGAAAAGACGAGGUCUGACAUCCAAAGUGGAACAGCGCAGCAAGGCAACCGAUGUCAAGCACAAUCCCUUUGAAGUUAAAAUCAACAAACAGAAGCACAACAUCCUAGGAAGAAAGAACAAACAUGGGAAAGGAAUGCCUGCGGUGUCCAGGUCUAAAGGACUGCAAAAGAGAAAUGCCACCCUGCUGCAGGAGUACAAACAACGGCAUAAAACAAACAAGUUCCUUGACAGAAGACUAGGAGAGAAUGAUCCAGGGAUGUCGGUCGAGGAGAAGAUGAUGGAAAGGUUUACGCUGGAAAAACAGAGAACACAUGAGAAGUCUAGCUUGUACAGCCUGAACACUGACGAAGAUCUGACACAUUACGGCCAGUCUUUAUCAAGUUUGGAGAAGUUUGAGGAGCCGGAUCUUGAGAGUGACGAGGAAGACACAGGUUUGAUAGAUAAAAAGUUUGUAGCCGAAGAACAUUUUGGUGGAUUUCUGACAAAGAAGAAGACUGACGAGGAAGGAAAGCCUAAGACCCGACAUGAAAUAUUUGAAGAAAUCAUUGCCAAAUCUAAGAAAGACAAGUUCAACCGACAGAGUGAGAAGGAAGACGUCGUGAAGCUUACUGAGCAACUAGAUCAAGAGUUCAAUUUUGUGGCACAGUUCAUAGCCAACGUCGAGUGCAAGAAGGAAAGAGAGAACAAACCGGAUGACUAUGACAUGUCUGUUAAAGAACUCAUCUUUGAUAUGAGAGCCAAGGCUUCAGACAGGAUGAAAACCCCAGAGGAGCUCGCCAAGGAAGAGAAGGAGAAGUUGGAGAAGAUGGAAGCAGAUCGACAGCGAAGAAUGAAAGGGAUCACAGAGACUGAGGAAGAGGAGAACAAAAGAAGGAUGCAAUACAUGUCGGCUGAUGAUCUUAAUGACGGAUUUGAGUUAACCCGAGAUAAUCGAAGCACUCUGAGUUAUAGUGAUGGCGUUCCUUCAUUUGGAUUUGAUCAAGAUGAAUCUGAUGCAGAGGAGCAAGAGGAGGAGGAUGACGAAGAAGGAGACAAAGAAGAUGAUGAUGAUGGAGAUGAAGAUGAAGAAGAUGAGGAGAGCGGUAAUGAUGAGGGGGAUGAUGACGAUGCUUCUGAUUUGGAAUCUGAGCCUUCUGAAUCGGAUGAUGAGGAUGACGAAGACAAUGAUGAUAAGGAGCAUGAUAGGACUUUGAAGAUGAAAAGCUCCUUGAAGAAAGACAAUAAGCAGAGUGUUUCAAAGAAAGUCUCCAUACAAGAACCAGAGGAAAAUAAAAAGAAGAGAGAAGAAAUUAUAAGGUUAGCCAAGGAAGAGCUUCCGUACACAUUCCAAGCUCCAACUUGCCUUGAAGAGCUAGAGGAUGUCUUGUCUGGCCACACCCCUAGCAACCAGCUGACCAUCUUAGAGAGGAUGAUCAAAUGCCACCAUCCGAGUCUCUCCGAGGGUAACAAGGCUAAACUAGAGACCCUCACCUCGUUGAUAUAUCAACUCAUGGGGAAGUAUGUGAAACAAGGCAAGGAUCUAGAGGCUGACUUUAUCAAUGGUCUAACCAGGCAUCUGUAUGACCUGACACAGACCUGUGCGCUAUCCUCGGGUAACAGCCUACAAGCGCUCAUCAGUGAGAAGUAUGAAAUAUUCAACAAGGAAACCGAAGACAAAGGAAGGUCAAUGUUUCCUUCGUUAGAUGUGCUUCUCUAUUUCAAGCUGGUGUCGGUCCUCUUCCCAACGUCUGACUUUCGUCACAGUGUCGUCACACCCACAAUGCUCUUCAUGGGUGCCAUUUUGAGUCAGUGCCAGGUGAGGUCAUGUCAAGAUGUGACCUUUGGCCUCUUCCUUUGCAACCUCUUCCUCAAGUAUGUGUCACUGUCAAAACGUCUUGUUCCUGAAGUCAUCAACUUCUUACGCGGGAUUCUAUUCAUGGCAUCGGACCACGAGAGUAAGACGGGAGGUCUUGUGGUGGCGCCCUUCAAACACUCUGGGAGAUUUGCCAAACUCCUUCGACAGGAGGGAACAAGUAAAUCUGAACUGAAACCAGUGAAGAUCCUGGACCUGAUGAUAGACACCGAGGACCUGGACCAAGCAGAGUUCUCUACCUGGGUCAUUGGUCUAACCUGUCAUCUCCUCCACCAGUUCUCUAAACUCUAUGUAGAUCUGCCCAGCUAUCCGGAGAUCUUCUCCCCCAUCUACACCCUCCUACAAGAUAAAGAGCUGCUUCUGAAUAAAUACAACCAUGAAAUUCAGUCACUGGGAGAUGAAGUCCUUUCUCACAUAGAGGGCAGCAGACAGCGGACGAGGAAAGUUCUUGAAGUCGAGAAGAAGAAGCCAGCUCCUCUCAAAAUGUUCGAACCAAAGAUUGAAGAAAAUUAUGAUCCGACGCGGAAGUAUCGUAGCACAGGAAACAAGGAGCGUGACGAACAACAGAGAUUAAUCCAUCGUCACCGUAGAGAGAUGAAGGGUGCUGUCAGAGAGAUCCGUAAAGAUACUCAGUUUAUCGCCCGGCAGAAACUCAAAGAACAAAAAGAGAGGGAUGACGAGAGGAAGGAGAAGGUAAAGCGUCUCCAUCAGAUGUUGGCCACGCAGGAAGGAGACUUCAGGGAUAUCAAACGCAAGAAACACAAACUGUGAAGCCUUAUCUCUCACCCCAUGGCUUCCACUAUAUCCGAUGCCUACAGGCAGGCUGAAGUCACUGCAGACUUCAAAGUGCAUCGAGAGUCUCCAAACAAGACUAUGGAUAGCUUCUGAUAUAUCUGUCGCUUCGAGGCAGAUUACUGUAGACUGCAAAGUGCAUCAGGGUCUUUCAACAAGACUACAGAUAGCUUCCACUAUACACCUUGCCUACAGGCAGAGAUCACUGUAGACUACAGAGUGUACCAGGGUCUCUGAACAAGACUACGGAUAGCUUACAUUAUAUUUGCUGUAGACUGCAAAGUGCACCAUGGCUGUGAACAAGACUAUGGAUAUGGAGAGUUUCCGCAAAAUCUGUUAAGAGGCAGAGAUUAUCACAGACUGCAUCAGGGUCUCUGAACAAGACUAUGGAUAGUUUCUGCUGUAUCCGAUGCCUACAGGCAGGCAGGAAAAAAAAUCAAUGCAGACUGCAAAGUGUAUCAGUGGUCUUCGAACAAGACUGUGGAUAAUUUCUACUAAUUUGUUGCAUGCAGGCAAAGGUUACUGUAGGCUGCAAAGUGCAUCAGGGUCGCUGAACAAGACUAUAGAUAGUAUUCGCUAUAUCUGUCACUAAUAUCUCGGUCACAUUUGCUCUCCGGCGACCGUA
Messenger RNA from Lytechinus variegatus (green sea urchin), 3410 nucleotides. RefSeq names its product nucleolar protein 14-like. The transcript has 20 exons. NCBI's taxonomy places the organism in Eukaryota, Metazoa, Echinodermata, Echinoidea, Temnopleuroida, Toxopneustidae. The record is from RefSeq and is a predicted model, not a curated record. Gene Ontology annotation, biological process: maturation of SSU-rRNA. Bases 128 to 2764 code for a protein of 878 amino acids. Gene Ontology annotation, cellular component: nucleolus; small-subunit processome; Noc4p-Nop14p complex.